AGGACUGCUCACGAGUCCCCCGGUCGUAACCGAGCUCAUAGCGCUGUGGAGCCCCCGUGAUGUGGUGUGGCGUGUGUGUGGGGGGAGGAUAGGAUCGCUACCAGCCAGAUAAACACUCGGCAUUGGUUUGCAGAGCAGGAGUAACAUGGCGGCACAGUUAGCCAGCAGAAAUGUUGUUUCACUAUCGCGAAGGUCAGAGCUGCUUCGGAUAAGCGGAAUUUAACAGCGAGGACACGGCCAAAAGUGUUAAAUCGGAGAAGUGGAUGAUGCAUAAAGGUUUCCUAGCAUUAACGUCUUGCAGCAAUGGCCUGAGGGACUCUCUGGACUGAAGCCAAGACGCUGAUAUGCAUUGAGGAUGAGUGGAGUCGGCGAAAACUCAUCUGACCCUGGCAGGGCAGAGUCACGGAAACGCAAAGAAUGUUCUGCUGAACUUCUUGGACCCAGUCCCAAACGGAGCAACGAGAAGCGUAACCGCGAGCACGAGAACAAAUACAUCGAAGAGCUCGCCGAGCUGAUCUUCGCCAACUUCAACGACAUCGACAACUUCAAUGUCAAACCUGACAAAUGUGCAAUCCUGAAGGAAACUGUGAAACAAAUCAGGCAAAUAAAGGAGCAAGAAAAAGCUGCAGCAGCAAACGAGGAGGAGGUGCAGAAGGCUGACGUCUCAUCAACAGGCCAAAGUGUGAUCGACAAAGACGCCUUGGGACCAAUGAUGCUGGAGGCUCUGGAUGGCUUCUUCUUUGUGGUGAACAUGGAGGGUAACAUUGUGUUCGUGUCAGAGAACGUGACCCAGUACCUGCGCUACAACCAGGAGGAGCUGAUGAACACCAGUGUCUACAGCGUGCUGCAUGUCGGGGAUCAUGCUGAGUUCAUCAAGAACCUGCUGCCUAAAUCCCUCGUAAAUGGUGUCCCGUGGUCCAGCGAGGGUCCAAGAAGGAACAGUCACACUUUCAACUGCCGAAUGCUGGUCAAUCCACACGGCGAGAGCCAGGAAGAGCCACACGAGCACGAGCCGCAGCAGCAGAAAUAUGAGACCAUGCAGUGUUUUGCCGUUUCGGAGCCCAAGUCCAUCAAGGAGGAAGGAGACGACUUUCAGUCGUGCCUGAUUUGUGUAGCUCGCAGAGUGCCAACGAAGGAAAGACCCAUGCUUCCCGCGCACGAGAGCUUCACUACACGUCAGGACCUACAAGGUAAGAUAACAUCCCUAGAUACCAGUCUGCUACGAGCAUCCAUGAAGCCGGGCUGGGAAGAUCUUGUGAGGCGCUGCAUCCAAAGGUUCCACCUACAGAAUGAUGGAGAGAUGUCUUUUGCAAAGAGACACCAGCAGGAAGUGCUCCGACACGGCCAGGCGUUCAGCCCCAUCUAUCGGUUCUCCCUCUCUGACGGAACCAUCGUCUCAGCCCACACCAAGAGCAAACUGGUACGCUCGUCUGCCACCAACGAACCUCAGCUCUACAUGUCCCUGCACAUCCUACAGAGGGAGCAGACAGUAUGUGGAAUGGGUCAGGACAUGGGCCCUGGCAAUCAGGCCACAGGGAUGGCUCCCAAACCAAUGAACUCUUCCACUCCCUCCAUGACUCCUCCAACCCCAGGCAGCUUGCCAGGUUCAGGGCCUCAGGGCCAGGACACUACCAUCAGCAGCAACAGCACGCCUUUCUCCCCCCCAGGUCCUGCUGGUCCCAGAGAACCAACGGCUAUGGGGGGGCAUAUGCAGGUCUACCGCUUUGGCUGUCCUCAGCCACACAACCACAAUGGGAGCAUGCAACCACCACAGCAGGGCCCCAACUGGAGGAUGAAUAGCCCCUCUCGUGCCAGCCCAAGCCCAGCCGGAGGACCCCAUCCACCUCCGCAGAACUCUAUGCUAUCACCCAGGCACCGAGGGAGUCCUGGGGGUGCAAGCAGCCCUCGUGUAGCAGGGGGUCUGCAUUCACCCUCACCAGUGGGGAUGUGCAGUGGAGGGCCUGGAGGUGCAGGAAGUAGCACGGCUAGCACCCAUGCUAACAGCUAUACUAGCAGCUCUCUGUCAGCUCUGCAGGCCCUUAGUGAGUGCCAUGGUGUAGGACACGGGCAUGGACCCCCUCAUACACAUACACUAGGGUCUCCAGACCGGAAAAUGGGCUCCCCAGCUGGGGUCACACCAGGGUCAGCGGUAAACGCUCAUCUGAUGUCAAAACUUGGAGGAUCCACCAGUGCUAUUGGUGGUUCAGGAGACUCAUUUGGACCUCAUUCAGAGAUGAGUCAGGGACACACCCAGGCCCAAACAGAGGGGAACUUAGUGGAGCCCAAGGAGGAGAGGGAUGGACCCCUCGAGGGCCAUGAUGCUCACAGCCGUGGACAUGACAACAAGGGCCACACCAAGUUACUGCAACUGCUCACCACCAAGCCAGAACCCCUGGAGACUCCUCUUUCCCCUGGUGCAGGAGUUGAGGGCAAGGACCAGGCUGGGACAGGGGUCCGGGGUGGCAACACUCACGCCACGUCCCUUAAAGAAAAACAUAAAAUCCUCCACCAACUGCUUCAGAACAGUACAUCCCCCGUGGAUCUUGCUAAGCUCACCGCAGAGGCUACAGGCAAAGAGAUGGGCCAAGACCAACCCCAGGGUUCCGGUAGUGCUGCUUCUGCGGCAGACAUUACUCCUAAGCAGGAGCCAUUGAGCCCCAAGAAGAAGGACAAUGCCCUGCUACGCUACCUACUGGAUAAGGAUGACACUGUAAUGAAGGACAAGGUCCCUAAGCUAGAGCCUGGGGAAGUGAAAGUCGAAGGGGGCAAACACCCGCAGGUCAAGGCGGAGAAACAAGAUGCAGGAUACGACCGCGCUGAACAGUCAUCGGAGCUGGAUGACAUCCUGAAUGACCUGCAGAACGCUCAGCCACAGCUCUUCUGUGAGCCGCGGCCUGUUUCGUUGCCCAGUCCCAUGGACAAACAGAACAUCAUCAAUGACAUCCUGCAGAUGUCCGAGAGCAGUCCUGUCAUGGCUGCACAGCCGCAACACCGGGGCCUUGGGCCCGGCAUGGGACCCACUAACUUUGGUGGUGUUCGACCAGGCCAGCCAGGAAGGGGUUUGUCUGUUAGAAGUGUGUCUCUGGACGUGAAUAUGUCCCCCCAGCAGCCAUCAUUACAGUACCCCAUAAGGACCACAAGCCCAUACACUGUUAUGCAGCAACAGCAAGGCAUGGUGGGGAACCAUGGCAUGAUGGGUAACCAGGCUGCUAUGGUCAAUGCAGCACUGAUGGCUCCAAGUGGUCCACGGCCAGGCAUGCAGCAGCAGGAGGGCUGGGUAGGCCCAGCUUCUGCACCUCCUAUAGGAGCGCCGGGCCCUGGUCAUCAAAAUGCCAUACAGGGCAGGACGGGACCCAGUGGUACUCCCAUGAGGCCCAACAGCCAACCAGGGCCCCGACAGAUGAUGCAGUCUCCAAUUAUGCCUAAUACCCAACCAGAUAUAGACAUUGGAAUGGUUGGUGAUCAUUUCUCACAACAACAGGCUCCACCCAACCAGACGGCCCCCUGGCCAGACAGCAUGAUGCCAAUUGAUCAGACAGCUUUUGUAAACCAGAGCAGGGCUCCACCCCAGGAUGAUCUGCUGUGCAAUACAGGGCUCAGCUCAAGUGAUGGCAGUGCAGUGGACGAGGGGGCUCUGAUGUCUCAGCUGUACACCGCACUAAAAGACUUUGAUGGCCUGGAGGAGCUCGAUCGUGCUCUGGGGAUCCCUGCUAUGGUAGAACAGAGCCAAUCACUGGAGCCAGACCAGUUCCCCCAGGAACCCUCGGUGAUGUUGGAUCAGAAGCCCCCCAUGUACACCCAGCAGUUCGGUCCCCCAGCAUCACACAUGGCACCGAGAGGCUACCCUGGUGGCCCCAUGCAAGAGCCAGGUUUCCACCCGAUGCCUGGCCAGAUGGGUCCACGGCCAGGUUUCCAAAUGAUGCGAAUGCCGGCCCGGCCAGGACUCAGGCCUACUGGAGUCGUCCCCAACCAGCCCAACACACUACGACUGCAACUCCAGCACCGGCUUCAGUCACAGCAGCAGAAUCGCCAACCAAUGAUGACUCAGAUGAGCGGUGUGUCAAAUGUGAACCUACCUCUUAGAACUAAUGCUCCAAACCAGGGAACCAUCAAUGCUCAGAUGUUGGCACAACGUCAGCGGGAGCUGCUGAGUAAUCACCUGAGACAGAGGCAGCAGCAGCAGCAGCAGGUGCAACAGGCCCAGCAGGUCCAGCAGCAAAGGAGCAUGGCCAUGAGGGCUCAGGGCCUCAACCUGCCUCCCAACAUGGCCGCCGGAGGCAUGAGUAACCCUCGGAAUCCCCAGGCCAACCCCCAGCAGCUCCCCUACCCGCCCAGCUACGGUACCAGUACAGGCCUGGCUUCGUCACCUCCCCCUACCAGCUCCUUCCCCUCUCCUCUCUCCCCCAGCCUGCCCUCUCUUACCCCCAACCUCCACCUGCAUGGCACUUCCUCCUCUUCCUCCACUCCCUCCUCCUCCUCACAGAUGAUGAUGGGAAACACAAACAUGAUGGGCGGACAGUACGGGGCCGUACUCAGCCCCCAAAUGCAGCACAGUGCCUUUCAGUUUCCCAACUCAGGUAUGAGCCAACAGGCAGAUGGAACAUUUGGAGGUCCCGGCACACCACAGAGCCCUCUGCUUUCACCCCGCAUGGCCCACACACAGUCCCCAAUGAUGCAGCAGGGCCAGCAGAGUGCUGCUUUCCAGGGUUCCCCUGACAUGAAUGGAUGGCCGCAGGGUAAUAUGGGAGUCAACAGUAUGUUCUCGCAGCAGCAGGCAUCGCCGCAGUUCAGCCAGCCGAAUAACAGCAACAUGUACAACGGCAAUGGCAUAAACCUCAACAACGCGUCACUGGCCUCCAACAUGGCAACCAGCAGCAUGGGCCAGAUGGCCGGACAAAUGAGUGUCACGUCCAUGGCCUCGGGUCCCUCACCUGGCUUGCCCUCCAUGGGGCAAGAACAGAAAUACUGUUGACCCCCAUGGAGCUACUCACCUGGACCUCAGUGAUCAACCUGGCUCAAGAAGCGCGUCGGCCCUUUAAUUAUUUAAAAAAGAAAAAGAGAGAGAGAAAGAAAGAAAACACGUAAUCAACCGACUGCCCCUUGAACCAGCCAGGCCGUGCCCUGACCCCCGACCCCUCGCCCCUCCCCAGCUCAAGUUUGCCGUCUGUCCAGCUGGAUCCCACUCAGACACUGGCUGGGGAAGGAUCGCGGAUAUCUGUCCCAACAAGCCUAAUCCUCCUGGAGGGAGAGCCUCGUGACGAGCCAGUCAAUCUGCCUGUCCACCUGCAUUCACCGUAGUGUGACUUACUGUAGGCCUCCUGGUGGGGUACACUGACUUAAGGGGGCGGCAGUGGGUGGAUUUUGUUCAGAUGAAUGUAUUCCUCUCAGUGGACAGCGGCCAUUUACAAUCUCAUCUCGAAAGAUCACAUACACUGAUUUCUUCUCUUCUCUACCCCCGGAGCCCCCUUUAUUCUCCACCCCCUCCCCCAACCUCUGGAUCGUUGGAGAAAUUUCCACAUAGUUCCGAAUGGCAGCAAAUACUCCCAAGUUAUGUUCACACUUAUGGAUGGAGCUCAGACACUUAGCCGAUUUUGCCUUUUUGCUGUUCUUUAUUUUAUUGUUUUUGUUAUUAUAAUUAUUAUUAUUGUUGUUGUUGUUGUUGUUUUUUUAGAUUUUUCCUAUUUGUUUGUUUCUGUUUGUAUUUUUGUUGUUGUGAAAAUUUAAGAUGUAGAGUGAAAAAUAUGGUGUUUAGAAAAGAGAGUGAGAGAGAAACUGAACGUGGGGGGGAAGAAAACACUGCAGAAGACUGGUUUGAAUGGUGAAUUCUAAGAUUAGAUUAAUUAAAGAGGUUUAUAUAGUGUAUAAAAUUAAGUUUUAUUUUCUGUAUAGAUUCAUUUUAAUUAUUGUAGAUUAUUCUUUAUCUUAGUAGCAAGAAGAAUAAUAUUUCUAAAAUUGUGAAAGAGGCACUUCUUUUUAUAAUUUUAACAGCAAUGGUUGUAUUCUUUCUGAGAAGAUUCUUCUAUUAACCUGAAUGGUGGAUUUUGCUUUGGUCAUGUAGUUUCAGAAGAUGUCAAAAUCAAAUAUAGUUUGAAAUUAAUUACAGAGUUUGUACAUAACAAUAAGUAAAAUCGUUUUCUUUCCUAUUUAUUUUAUUCCCUGGGGCUUAACGUCUCUCAGCCUGGUCCCCAACUGCCUCCUGAAGCAGAGCAGUGUUUUGGGGGGAGGGGUUGUGUGUGUGUGUGUGUGUUUUUUGAGGAAGUGGAGGGAGAACCUUCACCUUCUUAAAGUUCUGGUACAGUGCAGACAGGGGUGCGGGCGGGAGGUAGGGAGGGUUGUAAAUGGGUGUGCUGUGUAUACAGUGUACAGAUUAUCGCUUGCUUCUCUGCCUUUAGCAUAGAACACAACAAAAAUAAAUAAAAGAAGGAAAAAAAUCAAUUCAACACAGCCAUACACUAAAAAAAAAAAAAAAAAAAAAAAAGAUAAAGUGUGCUUUCUAUGUUGUCUGGAGUGGAAAAAUGCUUCAUACAAGCUGCUAGGUGCAAACUGUUCUGUGUGUUGUAAACAAGCAAUAACAAUUACUUGAGAAUCUUUUGGUUUGGUUUUUUUUGGUUUGGUUUUUUUUUGUAAUUUUUGUACAGUUUCCUGGGAAAAAAGGACACGUUUUUCCUCUGCGUUUGGAUGCAGUAUUAAACACAGUUUUUUAUUGCAGUUUGUACCAAGAAAGUCUACAUCCACAGACACACACACAUACACAGCACACACACACAGCGUUCCUAUUAGAUUAUGCAGCAUAGGCUGAGAUCUGGAGAGGGAGUUAGUUUGUGGUCCCCAUAUUGACACAUGCCCUCUCUGCCUCCAGCCGUUCUUCUAUAGCAGAGGUCAGAGUUAAGACUGCACGCUUCACAAGAGCUGCUCUGACAGACACUUAGCCAUAUUUUAUGACCUCAGGCAGUUAGUUCACCUAUAAAGUGUUCAGUAAUGACCUGCUUGUUCUUGUGCCCCACCAGACGGGGGGGUUGGUUUGGCCUUCACAAGAUCUAAAGCGAGUCAUCUUCUCUAACCUCAGAAGAUUUUCCUCAAAAAAAAUAAACUUUUUAUAUUGACUAUUUUAACCCAGGACAGACUUUGAGCAAGCCAAAUAAUCUUCACAUUUCAAUUGGAUUUCUGAAUUCUACUCAUUUUCUUUUUAUUUAUUUAUUUUUUCUAAGUAACCAUUUGAUGGUUACCAUGGUUUGGCCCACAGGAAAAACAAGAAAUUUAUGAUGAUGUCACUCAACAGGGUCUGAUGUAAAUGUUACAUCAUAAAACAGGAAGAGAAUCACUCUGAAUGUAUUGUCCAUAAAGGCCUAAGGAUGUGACUGGUGGUGCAUUGAGGUGUGGACAACAUGUGCGGUUACACCGUGCUCUUCUCGGUGUUUCUGACGUUAUCCAUCGUUGCUUCUUUUUCCUUGUUUUUUCCACUUUUAAUUUCUGUAUGAAAUUUGAAGCUGUAGCAAUUCAACUGUGGAACAAAGGAAGCCUGCAUUAACGCUUUGGUUGUUCUGCAGGUGCUUUUUUUGUUGUUCUAGUUGUUGUCGUAGACCUACAGGAGAUCCCACCUUUUUGAUAGAUGCUGUUUUGAUUGUACAAGGAAAAAAAAAAAAAAAGAUGCGGCCGUGCAGAAUCAGCCUUUUGAGCCAUUUUUAAAAAAGGAAUCACAGCCCUUUGCAAAAUUUCCAAAGAUUGUUAAGAUUUUAAAAAGACUUAAAGCCAUGUUGGUAGCAGUGCAUUUUUUUUCCUUUUUAGCACUUAUAAUGAGGACAGGAGCAAAUAAAUGAUUUUUGCCCCUCACAGAUAUCCAGGCUUUGGACCCAUGAAUCAAAAAUAUUUUUUUCCUCUGUAACUUAUGGUUUUGAAGAACUUUAAAUGCCCUUUUGUAUUGUCUGCCAAUUUCUUAGAGCUAAGAUGCAACCUUGAAAUGCUAAAAACCCUAGCAUAAUGCCUUAGAUUUUGUCCGUUCUUGUACAUUACACCGCUGUCUGUAUAAAUUUGUAUAAUGACUUGUGUACAAUAUUGAAUGGGUGCAUCAUUGUUAAACUCUUCUCAGCUGCUGGGAACUUGGUCACGGUUCUCCUUUGCUCUCUGUUCCGUGUUGGGUCAUCUCCUCGCCCUCCGCUCACUGUUUGUAUGGACAAAGGUGAUGAUACAUAGGGAUACCGAAGCAAUAUGUAAUAUACUCUAUGGACUUUCUGAAGAAAGCUUACUGUUGUGUUUUACCCCCCUCCUCCCGAGAUAUUUUUUCUGCAUUGUUCACGAGUCACACUGUAUACCCGCAUCGAUCAUUGUACCCCUAGUGUGUGAGCGUUUUAUGCAAAGUUAGAUAUACAAGAGAAGUUAAAACCACAGUUAUGCAAGUUGUGAACUAAUAUGGCUUCGCUGAUGCUAUUUGCCUUGUAAAUAAAGAAUUCUGUUAUUGCAUUA
Molecule: messenger RNA, 8460 nt
Organism: Maylandia zebra (zebra mbuna)
Lineage: Eukaryota; Metazoa; Chordata; Actinopteri; Cichliformes; Cichlidae
Gene: ncoa2
Product: nuclear receptor coactivator 2
Biological process (GO): cellular response to hormone stimulus; positive regulation of transcription by RNA polymerase II
Cellular component (GO): nucleus
Molecular function (GO): nuclear receptor binding; protein dimerization activity
Source: RefSeq, a predicted model, not a curated record